This is a messenger RNA of Chlorella variabilis, 1287 nucleotides long. RefSeq lists its product as hypothetical. The transcript is spliced from 5 exons. Gene Ontology annotation, molecular function: protein binding. NCBI's taxonomy places the organism in Eukaryota, Viridiplantae, Chlorophyta, Trebouxiophyceae, Chlorellales, Chlorellaceae. Bases 1 to 1287 code for a protein of 428 amino acids. The record is from RefSeq and is a predicted model, not a curated record.
AUGAAGCAGGUAUGGACGAUCAAACCUGCUGCCCAGGUAGACCGCCCACGAAGCAGCUUUAAGAAGGAGCAGAGCUUGCGGGCGCAGCCUGACCUCCAGGAUCAGCCAGGCGAGGACAUUGAGCUGGCAUGCCUGCCGGCCUCUCCGGUGGGCGCACAGGAGGCGCACGCCACGCCGCAGCUGUUUGGCGGCGCACAAAUGGCUCCGACAGCAGCUGAUGCGCAGCAGGCUGCCAGCCCUCCGGCAUACGUCCAUUGCCACUCCUUCGAUGUGGCCCGCUGUGCCGUCAGCGUGCUCAAGUUUGCCCCCGGCUCGGCGGAUCGCCUGGCCUGGGGCGCCGACGACGGCGCCGUGUACCUGGCGACCGCGGAGCAGCCGCCGCGCCUGCUACAGGUGCUGGAGCGGCACCGAGGCAAGGUGUCUGACCUGGCUUGGUCUCCCGACGGUGCCACGCUGCUGACGUGCAGCCAGGACGGCACCGCCUGCCUGUGGGAGGCAGGCUGCGGGCGGCUGGUGCGCGGCGUGCACAACCUGUCGGGCCCGCUCGGCUGCUGUGCCUUCCACCCCGUCAACCCAAACCUGCUGCUGCUGGGCACGGCGGCCGGCGAGCUGCUCACCCUCAAUGCCAGCACAGGCCACUUGGUCGCCAAGGCUGAGCUGCAGGCUGCGCCGAUGGCGCGGGUGGGCGCCUGCUCUCUGGCGCCCUCCGACCGCGGCCAGCUGCUUGCCGCCGACAGCCGCGGCUGCCUGCACCUUUUCGACGCCUCCCUGCACGGCGGCGCAGCACCGCGCAUGGCGCUGCUGGCCCACCUCCCGCCCUCACGCAACCGCUUCCACGAGCCGGCAUGCUUGGAGUAUGCGGCACACAGCGGGCUGGCGGGGGGCGCCGCCGUGCUUCUGGUGCUGUCCAGCGGCGAGGUGGUGCUCAGCAGGCUGCACCAGAAGCCGUACCGUUUGGAGGCGGUACAGGAGGUACGCACCGCUCCGGCGUCCGCCAAAGUCAGGGCCUCGCUUCGGCCGGGCUAUGCGGCGCGGCAGCAGGCGGUGCUGGCGACCGGCGGCGAGGACUGCAGGGUGCAUCUGGUGGGGUUGAGCCAGGCGGGAGAGGCGCCGCGCCUGCUGGCGGCGCUUACCCACCACCACGCUCCGGUGCUGGGCGUGGCGUGGAGCUGGUGCGGCAGCCGGCUGGCAUCAAGCGACAUGAAGGGCGUGGUGGUGGUGUGGCGCGAAGAGACAGCCCAGCCAGCGAGCGACGACCCGGCCGCUGACGGGCUGGCAGCCCCAUGA